Messenger RNA from Brassica oleracea var. oleracea, 1080 nucleotides. RefSeq lists its product as uncharacterized. The coding region runs from base 385 to 1080 and encodes 231 amino acids. The record is from RefSeq and is a predicted model, not a curated record. Lineage: Eukaryota; Viridiplantae; Streptophyta; Magnoliopsida; Brassicales; Brassicaceae. The transcript has 7 exons.
ACUCUGAAUGACAGUCUUGUGAUGAAGUCGAGAUAGCUUCUACAAGGCAAAAUUUUGGUUCAUGUUCAAACACAUGAUGGUCAUGUGAUGAAGCUCUAUCUAUGGGACAAGGCUGCCACUGACCUCUGUGAGAAGUUUAAGGCACAUGAAAACACUCCGAGUGUUAUUAUGGUGACCACUGUCAACCCGAAACGAUUUGGAGGCGCGCUAGCUCUAUCCUUUAUGUCAUCUUCGCGUGUGUUCUUUGACAUGGAUGUUCAACCAACCAGGGAUUAUCUGACUUAGUAAUUAUUUCUUAGUUGCAUAAGCAUUUGGAAGCUUUGACUUACAUAAUUUUUGGGGAACCUUUACUUCAGGUUGAGCUCAAAAUCGGAUGUUGCUAACAUGGUUAAUGCCGAAAUUGUCACCAAGGCUGAGAUAGUUACUAUAGGAGAACUAUUCUCCUACAUCAAGAAAGAAGGAGCAAAGGUUGCUUGGUUUGAGUGCACAGCCACCAUUGAUGAUGUUGUGCAUGGUUCUGCGUGGUAUUAUAUCGCCUAUGGUGGGUGCAAAACUAAGGCAACCAAAGGGCCUACCACGCUUAUGUGUAAGAAAUGUGGGAAAGCUGAAGUUGCUGGUGUUGCAGAGUGUCUCACGAAGCUCUCUGUAUAUGAUAACAAUGAUCAAGCGUUUUUUGUGCUUCUUAGUGACGCUGGGCGUGAGUUGACUGGGAAGCCAGCAUCGAAAUUGGUUGAGAGCUACUUUGAGGCCAAUGAGAACGUAGGAGAUGAUCAUGUGAUCCCGGUGCCACAAGCUCUGAUUGGUACCAUUGGACAAACUCACAAGUUCAAUGUCAAGGUUUCAAAACACAAUUUGGAAGGCACGACCCAAGCUUUGACUGUCACAAAGAUGGGUAAUCACGAGGAUGGUCCUUCCAUUGAGAAUGAGGAAGCUGCAGAUGAAGUGGGAAAAAUGAGUUCUGAUGGGAUUGAGUCAGGAGAAGCUAAGCGUGCCAAAUGUGGUGAAUAUGUUUUAAGUACUGGUUUUGGUUUAUUGAAAGACUAUGCUUUGUUUCAUUGGCUAAUAAGUUUUAAGAACUGA